Messenger RNA from Paramuricea clavata, 662 nucleotides. The record is from the annotation of a GenBank genome assembly. Lineage: Eukaryota; Metazoa; Cnidaria; Anthozoa; Malacalcyonacea; Plexauridae.
AUGUCAGGUUGUUUCAAGGGAGCUCAAGCAUUAAUCCGGGAAAAGAAUCCUCAGGCUGUUUUCUCUCCUUGCAGUGCACACACGCUUCAUCUUUGCGGAGUUCAUGCAGCUGAGUCUAAUGAUGUUGUGAAAAUGUUCUUGGGAAUAUUGAAAAACUGUACAAUUGAUUUAGUUCCAAUCCAUCUCGCUGGAAAAUCUUGCAAGACACAUGCUCAUAUUUCACGGCAUAAAUUGCCAGUUACACGUUGCAGUGCUAGAAUUGAGGCUGUAAAGCCGCUAGCGAAGAGGCGCAGAGAAAUCUUAGAUGCUUUAGACAGCCUGAGGGAACAUGAUUUGCCUCCUGAUCUGUGUAAUGAUGUGGAUACUCUCAGCAAAUGGUUAAGCUCGUUUGAAUAUACAUUACUGGUCAGUUUUUGGUUUAAAGCGCUACAAUCCAUUAAUGAUGUUAGUUUGUUGCUUCAAGGUUCUGGAAUACGAUUGACGAACAAUUAAAUCUAAUUAAAUCUCUCCAAAAUGAUUUAAAGCGCAUACGUGAAGCUUGGAAUGUUAUCCUUGAGGAAUCAAAGCUUGUUGUUGGUGCUUUGGGCCUUACUCAACAGUUUCAGGAAAAACGACGACGAAUUCGCAAGGCAUUAUAUGACGAAAAACGGGAUAACGAAUAA